AUGAGAGUGAAUUCUAAGAAGAAACUCCUCCUGCUGGUCUUGUCUGUCCUGUCGUUCCUGUGGGUGGGGCGCUAUCUCAGGAAUCAAGAAGACCUUCGGCUCUCAGACUGGUUUGAUCCCAGAAAACGGCCCGAUGUGGUGACGACCACGGACUGGCUGGCCCCUAUCCUCUGGGAAGGCACCUUUGACAGGCAGGUCCUGCAGAGACACUACCAGAGGCAGAACCUCACCGUGGGCCUGGCCGUCUUUGCCUCCGGCAGGGCCAUCGACCAGUACCUGGAGCUCUUCCUACGGUCGGCCAACAAGCACUUCAUGACUGGGUACCCGGUGGUCAUCUAUGUCCUGGUGGACCGCUGGUUCCAGCUGCCCUACCUGCAGCCCAUCCCCCUCCGCACGUUCCGGGUGUUGAACUUCAGGCCCGACCGCUUGUGGCCGGACCUGAACCUCCUGCGCAUGAAGACCUUGGGCGACUACAUCGUGAGCCACAUCAAGGCAGAGGUGGACUUCCUCUUCAGCAUGAGCGUGGACCAGGUCUUCCAGAGCGACAUGGGGGUGGAGGCCCUGGGCACGGUCGUGGCCCAGCUCCACCCCUGGUGGUACUUCCAGCACAAGAAGAACUUCCCCUACGAGAGGAGGCCCAGCUCCGCCGCCUGCAUCCCCAUGGGGGAGGGGGAUUUCUUUUACGACGGGGCGCUUGUGGGGGGCACGCCCCUGCAGGUCCUGGACCUGGUGCAGUCCUAUCUGGGGGGCAUGCUCCACGACAUCAAGCAGGGGCUGAACACCACCUACGAAAGCCACCUGAACAAAUACUUAUUCCUGCACAAGCCCACCAGGCUGCUGUCGCCCGAAUACAACUGGGACGCCGCGUUCCACCCGCCCAUGCAGAUUCAGUACGUGAAGGUGCUGCAGCUCGCCAAGAGGGGCCUGUGA
Miniopterus natalensis is the source of this 930-nucleotide messenger RNA. The record is from RefSeq and is a predicted model, not a curated record. Lineage: Eukaryota; Metazoa; Chordata; Mammalia; Chiroptera; Miniopteridae.